ACUUCCCAAGACAUCAGGCAGAUCAAAUGCAGCAAUUACAGCCACCACUAACACAACUUUCAGGAACCCCAUUCUAACAAACUUUGACACAAACACCAGCUCUUGGCUUUGCCAUUUUGUACAGCUUUGAGUUAAGGUGGCUCCACCCCUUUUACCUUAAUUGAUUAUCCUUGAUUCUCCUCUGGACCUGUAGAGUGUAUGUAUGCAUCUUGGAGAAGCACCAUUCUGCACAUUUUCUAUGCGACUGUCCAAAUACCCACACUUGCUGUCUUUGUACUUGACCACUUGUCUACUUACAGAGCUUUAUUUACAUUUUGAUUACAAAAGACACAAAAGAGGCGUUCAUGUUCCAACAGUCAACAGUCCUUCUAUCUACAUAACAUGUAUUCUGAAGGCAACUAUUGCUUCUGCACCCAGUGAUGCUCAGCACAAAUCCUGUUCCUUUGCCAAUAGGUGGUUUGCUGCUGAUGGAAACGACCAAGUUUGUGGUUGCUGUGACUCAACAUGUGGUCCUGAUGGUGAAUUUUUCCUACCUCAACCUUUGGAGGCAUUCAAUGGGAAGGCAAGGGCUUGCUUGGUCCUGUAAUGGUUCAAGG
Messenger RNA from Pimephales promelas (fathead minnow), 596 nucleotides. The record is from RefSeq and is a predicted model, not a curated record. NCBI's taxonomy places the organism in Eukaryota, Metazoa, Chordata, Actinopteri, Cypriniformes, Leuciscidae.